This is a messenger RNA of Humulus lupulus (European hop), 489 nucleotides long. RefSeq lists its product as uncharacterized. The record is from RefSeq and is a predicted model, not a curated record. The transcript has 2 exons. The coding region runs from base 1 to 489 and encodes 162 amino acids. Lineage: Eukaryota; Viridiplantae; Streptophyta; Magnoliopsida; Rosales; Cannabaceae.
AUGAGUAACUGCAGCACUCCCAGUCGUUACACCAGUAGUUGCUCAACUAUUCAAGCACAACUUGAUGCUCUCACUCAGAUGACGGGUCUUGAAGGAGUAAAAGAUGAUGUUCGUUGCAGGAUCUUUCCUGCCACCCUUGCGUACUCUGCACAACAAUGGUUCUUUAAACUAGAGCCUGGAGCCAUUAAUUCCUGGAAUGCAUUGGUGAGACUCUUAUACUCACAAUUAUUUGCUGCUCGUAUUCUGCCAGCCGAGCUCAAUGACCUCGAUGACAUUAAAAAGGGAACCAACAAGGCCCUCGAGAAUUAUGUGCAGCAUUUUAUGCAAGAGCCUGCUAGAUCAAAAAUAGUUAACGAUGAUGGAAAGUCAAUGGCCAUCAUGGCUAGAAUCCAAGUUAAAGGUCCUCUAUGCACUGACCUUAGAAGAAAAAUCGUCUACUCAACAAGAGAGUUUCGAGAUCGAGCAGAAGAGUUUAUAAAAUUGGAAUAA